Molecule: messenger RNA, 630 nt
Organism: Octopus bimaculoides (California two-spot octopus)
Lineage: Eukaryota; Metazoa; Mollusca; Cephalopoda; Octopoda; Octopodidae
Product: zinc finger protein ZFP2
Source: RefSeq, a predicted model, not a curated record
CGUAUUCAUGCAGGAGAGAAGCCAUAUCAAUGUGAUAUCUGUGGUAAUUCAUUCUCUGAUAAUAGUGUCUUAACUAAGCACAAGCAUAUUCAUACAGGAGAGAAACCAUAUCACUGUCAUAUUUGUGGUAAGCCAUUCUCUGGCAGUACUGCCUUAGUAGCACACAAACGUAUUCAUACAGGAGAGAGACCAUAUAAUUGUGAUGUCUGUGGUAAAUCAUUCUCUCAAAGUAUUCACUUAACUGCACAUAAACGUACUCAUACAGGAGAGAAACCAUAUCACUGUAAUAUUUGUGGUAAAUCAUUUACUAGUAAUAGUUCUUUAAAUGUACACACACGUAUUCAUACAGGGGAGACGCCAUAUCAUUGUAAUAUUUGUGGUAAAUCAUUCUCUUAUAGUAGUACCUUAACUAUGCAUAAACAUACUCAUACAGGAGAGAAGCCAUAUCACUGUGAUUUUUGUGGUAAAGCAUUCACUGAUAGUAGUAAUCUUUCUACACACAGGCGUAUUCAUACAGGAGAGAAACCAUAUCACUGUUCUAUCUGCGGUGAAUCAUUCUCUCAUAAUAGUACCCUAACUACACAUAAGCGUAUUCAUACAGGAGAAAAGCCAUAUCACUGUGAUAUUUGU